Messenger RNA from Lolium rigidum, 919 nucleotides. RefSeq lists its product as uncharacterized. The record is from RefSeq and is a predicted model, not a curated record. Bases 54 to 629 code for a protein of 191 amino acids. NCBI's taxonomy places the organism in Eukaryota, Viridiplantae, Streptophyta, Magnoliopsida, Poales, Poaceae. The transcript has 3 exons.
CGGCCGCCUCGUUACUUGGUCAGCCAGCCACCGCGAUCUGUCCCACGGCGGCGAUGGCGCUCUCCUCCUCCCGGCCGCACCACCUCCUCCGCCGCUUCCACGCCUCCGCCCAGGCUCUCGCGCGGGUGGACCCGCACGAGCACUCGCAGCCAAGCGGCUACCUCGGGAGCUGGGGCCAGUCCGCCCCCGCCGCGGCCGCAGCGGGCGGCGGCGACACGCGGGAGGCGUGGGCGAGGCUCGAGCGGCUGCGCAAGGGGUACGCGCGCGACGUGGGGACGCUGCGCAAGCAGUACGCCUACGAGGCGCAGCUGCUGGAGGCCGAGCGGCAGCGCAAGGCGGAGGCGCGCGCCGAGGCCGUCCGCGCCGCCAACGAGGAGCGCAAGGCCGCCAAGGCCGCCGCCGCGCAGACCAGGGCCGCAGAGCGCCGCGUCUUCGAGCUCGACUUCCGCCAGGCCCUCAUGAGGGAAAGAGCUGAAAAGCUGGAGAGCUGGAGGAACAAGGAGAAACUCAAAGCACAGAAGAAGACGGACAGCAGGGAGCUCCUGCGCAAGAAGAGCUCUAUGUGGAUCUCCGAGGAUAAAAUGGAAACGAAGAUUCUCCAGGCUAUCAUGCAUACCACGCCUCUCUGAGAGUUCAUGCUGUGAGGUCAGCUCAACUUUUAUCCCUCUGGUCUGCAGGAAACUAGAUGAUCUAUCCUGGAUAGUAGGAAUGAAGCUUCGUUGCCAUUCCCUCUUAGAAACUACUCUAUCACAGUUGUCUUAAGAAAUAACAACCAUCUAUUGGAAUUCUGUGCUACUCUGAAGCUUUCUGUUUCUGAACUUGUCCUAUAAUGUUCAUCUAAAAAACUUGUGCUGUAAUGUCAAGUAACAUGGAGCUCACAUUGAGUUUCAGAAUUGAUUUUUCUUCAUAGAAACUGUUC